AUGGAAGAGGAGUUUGAUGAAUUUUUUAACAUCAAUCAACUGCUUAUGGAGAAGAACACAGAUGAGCUGCAUCAAACAAACAUGCAAGAAGAAGCAAACAACACUACUUCACUGUCAGACUCAAGUGAGUCAUCAAAUCAGCAACAAACAGAAUCAGCAGAGUCAGAGGACUCAGAGACAGAGGCAGAAACAAAUGACCAACAACAGGGACCAAACCAUGGUAGGCAUAACAGAGAGUUAAACAUCCAUGAAAAGAGGAGUAUAGUUGAUGAUAUCAUGCUGAAUAUGGAAGGGGACUCACUUCCUAGAGGAGUUCUUUCAGCAUUGGCAAGAAAACAUGGUGUUCACAGAUCAACAACAAUAAGGUGGUUCCAAGAAAUUAAAAAACACAUUCAACAGGGGGAUGUUGUAGAUGUCAGGAGCAAAAAAUUAGGAACAACAGGGAAAAGGCCAAAAGAAUACUCAGAUGAAUGGCUUAUGUCUGUGCCUCUGUAUAAGAGAACCAUAAACAGAAGUUAUGGUGCAGCUCUGAAUGUAAAUCAUGUACUCAUACACAGGUUAAAGAAAAAGGGAAGACUAAGGGAUGUCACAACAACCAAUCACCCAGCAUUAUCUGACAAUCAUAAAAUAGCAAGGCUAAAAUGGGUGCUGCAGCAUAUAGAACCUGUUCCAACAGAGGGAGACCCAUCAUUUAGUGGUUUGCAACAUUACAUCCAUAUUGAUGAGAAGUGGUUCUAUCUAAACCCAGAGACAAGGACCUUUUAUCUAACACCUAAUGAAGAGGAUGGGACUCUACUGCACUCAGGUAAGUAUGGGCUUUUCCCUUUUGUCAAGAAACAAAUGGCAAAGAAAAAGAGCAAGAACAGAGAGGCAGGGACUAUGGAAACCAAAGCAAUUCAAAGUGUCAACAGAGAUGCUAUUAGAGAGAUGAUUUUAAACAAAAUCAUUCCUACUAUUCAUGCUGAAUGGCCACAACAACUAAGCAAGAACAUUGUAAUACAGUGGGACAAUGCAAGGCCACAUCAAGUGCCUAAUGAUGAAGAAUUUGUGGCAGCAACAAAAGCUAAUGGUUUCAACAUUCAAUUUGUUUUCCAGCCUGCCCAAUUGCCUGAUUUGAAUGUGUUAGACCUUGGUUUAUUUAAGGUGAUACAAUCUAUCCAAUAUCAGUCCUUCCCUAAAAACUUGGAUGAACUUAUUGAGAAGGUGGCAGAGGCAUUUGAGGUUUUUGAUCCUACCUCAACAGAUACACAUGGAUUACUCUCCAAUCAUGCAUGA
Chenopodium quinoa (quinoa) is the source of this 1275-nucleotide messenger RNA. RefSeq lists its product as uncharacterized. Lineage: Eukaryota; Viridiplantae; Streptophyta; Magnoliopsida; Caryophyllales; Amaranthaceae. The transcript is spliced from 2 exons. Bases 1 to 1275 code for a protein of 424 amino acids. The record is from RefSeq and is a predicted model, not a curated record. Gene Ontology annotation, molecular function: nucleic acid binding.